UAAAACAAGAAAACUUCGUUCCAUGUUUUGAGCUUCACUGUAUCUAAGUGAGUCAGCCAUUAUGCACCUUUUAACAUUUAUUCUUGUUUGGUUUUUCUGCAUAAAUGUUCAGUCUUUUACUCGUAAAAGAGCAACAUGCAAUACUACAGAGAUAAUGUGGAUUCCUGACAAAUCUGACUAUUUUGAAGAGCAAGUUGAACUGCAACUUACUUCCAGAACAGGCAUGAAUCCUGAUUCAAUGGCGAAGAUUGUACAGGAAGAGUGCAAAUUCGAGAAAAACGUUUCUUCGGUCAAACGAAAAAAGAGAUUUGCAAUAGUCAAAGGAGCGCAUUUUCUAUAUAAAUUCGUGAAAGUGAUCAGUUUUGUGCAGCUGCUCCGAGACCUGUACAGGGGCAGAGGGCUAAUUAAGCUUUACUUCGAACUUGAGAAAAUGAAUAGAGACCUAGAAGAAGAAUAUUUUCGAACGAGUAUUCAAAUUCUGAUGAGUGGUGAGAAAAUUCCGAAGUCAAUUCUCAAUCACCCGAAAGUUUUAUUUGUGAUAAAAAAAAGAAUUCCAAUCGAAAACCAAUACCUCCUAUCACAUGUUUCUGCGGCAGAUGCAACGUGUUACCAACGUAAAAAGCGUUCUAGAGUCGUCAUCGUGUUGAACCUUAAAAUUCCAAAAGUUCAUCAGAACCGUGUGAAGAAAUGCGUUUCUUUCAAUAAUGGCUCACUUUAUCACGUUUCGGAGACGGAAUCGUUGCGAACACUGAGAGUAGAUAUCAAGAAAUGUUUUUUUGAGAACUUGACAUUUUGCCCUCAUGCAGCAGUUCGUGAAAUCAAUUGCACUGAUGAAAAUCUCAGAGCUUACAAGAUUUCAGUUGGGAGGAAAGCCUGAUUUUUUCAUUAAGCUUCUCUGAGCUUCUGACCUCACAGUAAAUUUAUAUUUCCCGCUACAUUCUCCAUCCUCAAUUUUUUUUCUUAUAUCAUUCUGUUAUUCCGCUCCAACUAAAAUCUCUCCAAAAAUCGACAGUUUUGCAAAAAAAAGACCAAGAAAUCAAACAACAAGUGUUAUGAAAAUUCGACGUGGUGGGAACAAUAUGCGAUUAUAUCGAUUGGCGAUUGCGAUGUGGAAUUUGUUCUGUUCAUUUUUUCCGCUGGAUUGAAUAUAUCGGAAAAAAUACCAACAUUUUUUGGGAGUAAUUUUAAUAAAAAU
Molecule: messenger RNA, 1195 nt
Organism: Caenorhabditis elegans
Lineage: Eukaryota; Metazoa; Nematoda; Chromadorea; Rhabditida; Rhabditidae
Product: Signal peptide-containing protein
Exons: 6
Coding region: 62-877 (271 amino acids)
Source: RefSeq, marked reviewed